Messenger RNA from Phyllostomus hastatus (greater spear-nosed bat), 906 nucleotides. RefSeq names its product heat shock protein family B (small) member 2 (gene HSPB2). Gene Ontology annotation, biological process: protein refolding; response to heat. Gene Ontology annotation, molecular function: protein folding chaperone; structural constituent of eye lens. The coding region runs from base 165 to 710 and encodes 181 amino acids. The transcript has 2 exons. NCBI's taxonomy places the organism in Eukaryota, Metazoa, Chordata, Mammalia, Chiroptera, Phyllostomidae. The record is from RefSeq and is a predicted model, not a curated record.
UGGUGCCUGGCCCUCAGGGCCCCCACUGCCCGCCCCUCCCCCAGCCUCGGCACUAUUUUGGGUGGUGUAGACCCCGCCCCCACCUCCGUCUGAGCCCUGGCUCUGCGGGCAGCUGGAGGGGUCGCACUGCUCCGCGGACUAGGGCUGCCUACUCGUCUGCAGCCAUGUCUGGCCGCUCCGUGCCACAUGCCCACCCGGCCACCGCGGAGUACGAAUUUGCCAACCCGAGCCGCCUGGGCGAGCAGCGCUUCGGAGAAGGCCUCCUGCCAGAAGAGAUCCUGACUCCCACCCUCUACCAUGGCUACUAUGUUCGGCCCCGAGCCACCAGAGCAGGGGAGGGCAGCAGGGCAGGGGCCUCUGAGCUCAGGCUCAGUGAGGGCAAGUUCCAGGCAUUUCUGGAUGUAAGCCACUUUACCCCAGAUGAGGUGACCGUGAGGACUGUGGACAACCUGUUGGAGGUGUCUGCCCGGCACCCCCAGCGCCUGGACCGUCAUGGCUUCAUAUCUCGAGAGUUCUGCCGCACCUAUGUCCUGCCCGCUGAUGUUGACCCCUGGCGUGUCCGCGCUGCUCUCUCGCAUGAUGGCAUCCUUAACCUGGAGGCUCCUCGGGGUGGCCGACAUUUGGACACAGAAGUCAAUGAGGUCUACAUCUCCCUACUUCCUGCGCCUCCUGAUCCGGAAGAAGAGGAGGCAGCGGGAGUUGAGCCCUGAAUGCCACAGACCCGGUAUCCAGCACUUUCUACCUCCCGUGGUGAUACGGCAGCUGCCAUCACCCUAGAGGUAGCAGCAUCCUUGGGAAAGGGGAAAAGUGCAUGGGCCACAAUGUAUGGUUUGGUCCCUUGGGACAUGUCCUAGCCUUUGGUUUAGUUCUGGGUGGAGCUGAAUAAACCCAAAUCUCAGGGCCUUA